CGAACAGCGGUACAAUAGGAUGCGCAAGUACGACAUGGUUCUCCUGGAUGCAGCUUUCAAGUUGCUAGAUACUGCCUGUCUGGAUGGUAGGGAGAUAAGCCCUGCUUGUACUGUGCUGACUUGAGUCAAUGAAUUCGGCACUAAAAAUACUUUGGUGAAUUGUCGUCUCGCGCCAGUAACAGAUGGAAUGCAAGUGUGACGCAUCAGAGAAAAGGCGCCAACAAGUCACGUUCUCAAGAUAACCAGACGAGGGCGCCAUUGCCCGCCACAAAUCCACUGGACAGUUUGGAGUCAUGCCUAUACGUCGUGCAGCUAGGACACCACCGCAGGAGAUGCCCCCCUCGGCUGCACCAGAGGGAGAGCCUGAUGCCAGUUCUGAGGAGUCUGCCUCUGUUGAGGAGGAGCAGGAGAUGACACCCACUGCCCUAGUAGCCAAGGAGGGGGAGGGCACAGGUGAAGGAGAGACAAAAGAGAAUGGUGACAAACCUGAGGGAGAGAAAGCUGAUGAAUCGACUGGAGAGAAGACUGCUGAGGGGGACGAGUCUGAGAAGAAAGAAGAGGAUGGAGUGAAAGAGAAAGUCAAGAAGCCAGUGAAAAGGGCCAUUCCUGCCUGGGCAACCAUGUCUGCCAGCAAACGUGCAACGCUCACUAAUAAGAGCACCUCCACCAUGCAGCUGCCUAAGAUGGACGACAUCCUCAUCGAGGCCAUUGAGUCCUGCAAGGAGAAGACUGGGGCCUCAGCCCAUUCUGUCAUGAAGUAUAUUGUGAAGAAAUACCCUAACCUAGAGAAGAGGAAAUUCCUCCUCAAGAAGGCUCUCAAGAGGCAGCUGGAGAAGGGCACUGUCAAACAGCUAAAGGGUAAAGGCCUUUCUGGGAGCUUUACCAUUGGGAAGCAGUCCCCUAAUAAACCAACUACUAAAGGGAAGCCGAUCAUCGUGGCACCUGGGUUGAAGGCAGAGACCCUUGGGGAUGCUCUGCCCCUGAUCAUCACACGGCUAUGUGAGCCCAAAGAGGCGUCUUAUAUCCUGAUCAAGAAAUAUGUGGAGCAGCACUUCCCUCAACUCAACGUGGAACAUAGGCCAGAUAUCCUAAAGAGUGCCCUGGUGAGAGCUGUGGACAAGGGUCACCUGGAGCAGAUCACUGGAAAAGGUGCCUCUGGAACGUUUCAGCUGAAGCGGGAAGGGGGCAAGUUCCUGCUGAAAGGUGGGCCCCUGGAGGACGCUAUCAUGACAGCCAUUGUGGCAAUGAACGAACCCAAGACUUGCAGCACCACCACACUCCGCAAAUUCCUGUUAGAGACAAACCAGGACAGCAUGGAGUACCGUGUGGUGAACAACCUGAAGAGGACCCUGCAGAAGUGCAAAAUGAUGGGCUGGAUGGAUCAGAUCACUGGGAAUGGGCUAAAUGGAACCUACCAGCUCUGCUACCCUUACUACCCCAGCCCAGCCAUUCUGUUUCCUGAAAAAGUGAAAGAGCAGAAAGUGGCAGAGAAGGACAAACGCAGAAAGAGGGUUGACUUGUCUGAUGAGGACUCUGAUGAGGAGGAAGAGGACUCGUCCGAGGAAGAGGACUCAGAUGAUGAACCCCCUCCUAAGAGGAAAGCUGGGAAGAGGCCACCACCUAAAGCGCGUCGCCCUCCCCCCAGCAAGAAGUCUCGGCCUGCAAGUCAGUCAAGGGCUAAGGGCAAAAAAAGAGCUGCCCCAACGAAGAGGUCUGCACCCCCACCAGUCAAGGCACCCCCACCAGUCAAGGCACCCCCACCAGUCAAGGCACCCCCACCAGUCAAGAAAGCUGCACCUGCGAGCAAGCCCAAAACGCCCAUUGUCAAAAAGCUGAGCAAGGCAUCGAAGCGGCCAACGCCCAAAAAGUCACCUCCUGCAAAGAAGGCAGCAGCCAAUUCUGCAGUGAAGGCCAAGCCAGCAGCUCGCAAGUCCCUGAGGGGGAAGAAGUGAGUUUACUAUUGCCCAACAGAGGAAGUUUAACUGUAGCUCUGAAGACAGCGGUGCUCUGCCUCUAUCCAUGCUCUCUUUCGCAUCAUUGUUUUCCUCCAGUUUGGGGCUGUAGAAUUAUUUUCUCUGUGGGAUUGGGAUGUGGCAGUUAUUAGUUCAUGUCAAUUUACUGUACUUGGGAACUGUUCAAUUUCUGUGAACCCAACUUUUAAUCUCCAUUGUGUAGAAUGGCCUCUUAAAAUAUGUAAAACUGCCUAGGUAAAGAAAUGUGAAAUUUCCAUCUCUGCUUUUAUUUCCCUCACACACUUAAUUUUGAUAAUAUGUAGGCAGAGAUCCAGAAUCAGUGACUUGUCUUUUAAUUUUUGCAUUUCAUCCCAGUCCACUCUACCAUGUUUUACUUGGACACAUUCCUUUUAUCAAAUCAUUUGUUUACCAUUUUGGGAACUUUCUUCCUCUAUAACAUUUUUGAUUUCUCUACAUUUAAUCGGGAAUGAACUCAAAUCUUAAAGGAUAUUGAGACUUAUGUUAUUAAGUGAAUUUGAGAGCAUAAUGACAGCCAACUUUUCAUGUAAUGAAUUAUUGUUUAUUACAAAUUCUGUUAUUUAAAUGAUUGUCUGAGUGAAACAUCCAUUACUGGGCCUGUGGUUAAAAUACUUAAUUUGAUUGGAAACUAACUGAUCAGGAAGCACUGUUUGUCAUUGUGAUUUUCAGUACUACUGCAUAGUAUUAGGGGAUUUUUUUUUUGUGUGUGUGUGUGUGUAAACAAGUUAAUCAAAGUGAAUUGGUUGUGUCCUAUACAACGGGAAGAAAGCAGACCAAUACAAUCUUCUACAUUCUGUGUAAUAGUGAAAGAUUGUGAAUAACACACUUCCUUUUGAAGGAGCGUAGCUCAUACGUACCCUGCAUGCAUGCGUGUACUCUUUAUGUUAUGCUUUUUCCCAAGUCAUUAUUAAAAUGGCUAUAUUUGUA
Molecule: messenger RNA, 2918 nt
Organism: Salmo salar (Atlantic salmon)
Lineage: Eukaryota; Metazoa; Chordata; Actinopteri; Salmoniformes; Salmonidae
Product: heterochromatin protein 1-binding protein 3
Biological process (GO): nucleosome assembly; heterochromatin organization
Cellular component (GO): nucleus; chromosome; nucleosome
Molecular function (GO): DNA binding; nucleosome binding; structural constituent of chromatin
Source: RefSeq, a predicted model, not a curated record